Messenger RNA from Solea senegalensis (Senegalese sole), 2242 nucleotides. It is a transcript of the gene slc13a1, whose product is annotated as solute carrier family 13 member 1. Gene Ontology annotation, molecular function: sodium:sulfate symporter activity. Lineage: Eukaryota; Metazoa; Chordata; Actinopteri; Pleuronectiformes; Soleidae. The transcript is spliced from 15 exons. Bases 29 to 1804 code for a protein of 591 amino acids. Gene Ontology annotation, cellular component: membrane. The record is from RefSeq and is a predicted model, not a curated record. Gene Ontology annotation, biological process: monoatomic anion transmembrane transport.
AAGGACGCAACAAAGAAAUACGGCAAAAAUGAGGAAUAGACUGACCCAAGGACUGUGGAACUAUCGCACCAUCUUCCCUAUUGUCCUCACACCGCUGCUGCUGCUUCCGCUUCCUAUCGUCAUUGGAACAAAGGAGGCAGAAUGUGCAUUUGUGCUGCUGCUGAUGGCGACGUUUUGGGUGACAGAAGUGCUUCCUCUGUCCAUGACGGCCAUGCUGCCCGCCAUCCUCUUUCCCAUGUUUGGCAUCAUGACGUCUUCAGGAGUGGCAAAGUCGUACUUUAAAGACUUCCACUUCCUUCUCAUAGGCGUCAUCUGCCUUGCCACGUCCAUCGAGAAGUGGGGUCUCCACCGCAGAAUUGCCCUGAGGCUUGUCACCAUGGUGGGUGUCAACCCUGCAUGGUUGAUGUUGGGCUUCAUGGGCGGCUGUGCCUUUCUCUCCAUGUGGGUCCAAAACACCUCGGCUGUGGCAAUGGUGAUGCCAAUCGUGGAGGCUGUUCUCCAGCAGAUUUUGAAGGCCAAGGAGGAAUAUGCUGGUGAAGAAAACCCCGCCCUGCAGCUGGAUGAAAUGGACAACCAUAGUGAACAGAUGACGGAAACUGUGAGUGACACGAAGAGUUACGUUGGUCCUGAUGAUUCCCUCACUUGUGUUCAGAUACAGCCGGUAUCGCAACCUGCCACAACUCAGGCUGCAGCUGGCCCGCCCGCGGCUCCCAGCAGGAGUAAGCAUGACCUCAUGUUGUGUAAAGCCAUGUGCAUCAGCAUCGCAUACUCCUCCAACAUCGGCGGCAUCACCACGCUGCCAGGAACCUCACCCAACCUCAUCUUCUCUGAGUACCUCAGCCAGACUUACCCAAACUGUAACUGCAUUAACUUCGGGAACUGGCUGCUUUUGUGCCUGCCCAUCAGUGUUAUCAUGCUGCUGCUGACAUGGGUGUGGCUGUACUGGCUCUUCAUUGGUUCAGACUUCAGCUUCCUGUGGCGAUGCCGAGGGGAGCAGUCUGAGAAGGAGAGGGCAGCAAGAAAAGUGAUAGAAAAUGAGUUCAAGUCACUGGGUCCCAUGAGCUCUCAGGAGAUCGUCACUGGGGUCGUUUUCUUGGUGAUGGUGUUGCUGUGGUUAACCAGAUCCCCGGGUUUCGUGCCGGGCUGGGCUUCUCUGUUCCCUGACCACUUAGGCUACAUCACUGAUGCCACCGUGGCUCUGCUGCUGGGUCUUCUCUUUUUCAUCAUACCUGCUUAUGGACCCUCCAGAAGAUACGGUAACUCCGAGGCCAUGAUCUCCUGGAAAGAAUUCCAGGCCUCAAUGCCGUGGACCGUGGCCCUGCUGGUCGGUGGCGGCUUUGCUCUUGCAGAAGGCACCCAGGAAUCAGGCCUCUCUUUGUGGGUGGCCGAGCUGCUAACACCUCUGGGUAAUCUGCCAGUUUUGGCCACCAUCACCGUCGCCUGCAUCAUCGUCACCACGGUAACGGAGGUAGCCAGCAACGCCGCCACUAUCACCAUCUUCCUCCCCAUCCUCUCACCUCUGGCUGAAGCCAUCCACGUCAACCCACUCUAUGUCCUGAUCCCCACCACUCUGUGCACAUCCUUCUCCUUCCUGCUGCCAGUGUCCAACCCACCCAACGCCAUCGUGUUUGCCUAUGGACACAUUGACAUCAUGGACAUGGUGAAGGCGGGGCUUGGUGUUAACGUGAUUGGCGUCCUUGCCGUCCUUUUGGCUGUGGCAACAUGGGGCGUUCCAUUAUUCUCUCUGGAUGUCUAUCCUGACUGGGCACCAGUCCAUCCUUCUUUUAACACCACAGCGCCUUGAAGAUUGGUUCCUAUGUGUGGUUCUAGAGCAGUAGUCCUCUUAAAACAGGCUUUAUUUAACAUGUACAGUUUUUUCCCCCCUAUGGUUGUGAGUGUUACUUUUAAACUUAAGGAUAAUGCUGGUGUUAGUUUUAAAUUGUCUUAUCUAUAAAUGAAAACCUGAUUUCUCUUAGUUUGCUGUGUCAUAAACGUCUUGUGUUUUUCAAACAUUAAAUUACACAUUCCUUUAUCACCAUGAACACACACUAUAGUUAAUAUUUGGCUCGUUCUUCUGCCUCCAAGAGGCCAAGCUGAAAAAGGACAAAAAUAACAGCAAACUACUGCGUGUGCGUAUUCAUGCACAUGUAUAUAUUUAAAUAUAUACUGUAUGAUACACAGUGACUUAUGAUAAUUCUUUACAACAUGUAUAUGUCGUAUGAUUAAAAAUGUAACAAUUGUU